Molecule: messenger RNA, 696 nt
Organism: Leptosia nina
Lineage: Eukaryota; Metazoa; Arthropoda; Insecta; Lepidoptera; Pieridae
Source: the annotation of a GenBank genome assembly
AUGACUGUGGAUCCCGAAAUUGUGGGUAACAAGGAAGUAGGUGGUGCGUACGCGCUGAAGGUAUUUCAGGCGUCGCUAAAUAUUUUGUCUCAUCUACUGAUCGGAAUUGUGGUGGGAGUUUCACUUCUCUUCUCCUUCAGAAAUGGAUUGCCCUUAAAUGUUAUUAUGUUGCACAUUGUUCUCUGCGUUAUUGGAUAUCAACUCCUAAUGGCAGAAUCUAUAUUAAGUUUAUCAGCUGACAACGGCUGGUCUGGUGUUUUGAGAUUCAAAGACAAGCGGAUGGCCCACACAAUCCUACAAGUCGGAGGUUCCGCUCUUGCACUAGUUGGGAGUUUUCUUGUUAUGGUCGAUAAGACCGUAAAUUUCAAUACACUGCAUGGACAAUUCGGUCUUGUAGCUGUGGUAUUCACUGCCGUCAGCCUUGUGAAUGGCCUCACCUCGCUCUACGCUUUUGAAUGGAGAAGAUUUUGCCCUGGCAACAUUUCCAAGAUCACACACAUCUGUUUCGGUAUCGUCGCAUUCGCGUCCUCUUCCAUCAGCUUGUGUUAUGGCUUUGACAAAUUCUCCUUCAGACUGUGGGCUAGUGACGCAUUCACGAAUGCUACUAUAGCUUGCACGGCCUGCUUCACAACUAUAAUCAUUAUCAAUCCAACAAUUAACUUCUUCAAGAAAUCAUAUCGCUUAAUUGUUAAGUAG